CGAAAAAAGAAGGCAGAGAAAAUUAUCACGGUCCCGAAAUCAUGCCCGUUCAAGGAAGAAAUUCUUUGUGAGGCUGAGAAAGCACGAGAAAGGAUAAAAGCUCAAAUGGAGGCAAAAAAGUACCUUGGUCGAAAAAAGAAGGCAGAGAAAAUUAUUACGGUCCCGAAAUCAUGCCCGUUCAAGGAAGAAAUUCUUUGUGAGGCUGAGAAAGCACGAGAAAGGAUAAAAGCUCAAAUGGAGGCAAAAAAGGUACUAAAUUCUGUUAUUUUUUCGCUUAAAGGUUUUAAUCUUUACUGUUACAGUACCUUGGCUAGAAAUCAUGUGAUUAAGGAAGCUUUGAAGCAAGCACGCGCUGAAAAGCGAAAGGACCCAAUGCCGACGGAUUUGCAGUCAUUGUCAGCAAAAGCAGCCAAGGAGGGAGAAGAGUUUGAGAAGAAACAAGAAGCGAAACUUGGUACUAAGGAUUUCAACCCGCUAAGUGAUCGAUCCAUCAAAGCUUAUGCCAGUGAAGUACGGAAGAUGAUAGAAUCUGCUGAUAUAAUCAUACAGGUUCUGGAUGCCCGCGAUCCCUUGGGCAGUCGAAGUCCAUCUGUCGAACAACAGGUUCUCAACAGUGGCAAACGACUCAUUCUUUUACUUAACAAGAUUGACCUUGUUCCGAGAGAAAACGUUGCAAAGUGGCUUGCGUAUCUCAGAACGCAAAUGCCUACCAUCGCCUUCAAAGCUAGCACACAAGAGCAGAAUACCAACAUUAGUCGAUUCACUAGCUCGAAUUUGAACAAUUCUUCCUCUGCCAAAUGCAUUGGAGCUGAUCUUGUCAUGAAGUUGUUAGGAAAUUAUUGCCGUAACAAAGAUAUCAAGACUAGCAUUCGUGUUGGAAUUGUCGGAUUUCCUAAUGUUGGUAAAAGUAGUGUUAUCAAUAGUUUGAAAAGAAGACGAGCUUGCAAUGUUGGAGCGAUGCCCGGUAUAACAAAAGAAAUACAAGAAAUAGAGCUUGACAAGCAUAUUCGCUUGAUAGACUCACCUGGCGUUGUCUUAAAUGACUGGAACACUGGUCGACUAAGGUAUUAUACUCAUCCACCAGAGGAUACAUCAUCUGUUGCACCUGAAUCGGGAGUAUCUGCUGAGAUUGUCAGUCAGUUCAGCAAGGAGUUUGAUAUAGACACUCUGGAUGAAGAUUUGAAGCAAUUAGUUGAAGCUGUGGUCGUCACUAGCGGAAAAACCAAAAAAGGCGAUCGCGACCGCGGAAGCACUGAAGCCGUUUCUCUCCCAAGUAGUUUAGUGAUUGAUGGUAAUGUGCAGUUGAAUCGAGUGAUAAAGAAAGCUUUGAAGAAGAACAAACGUGCACAGAGGAAACUUGGUAAGCAGUUUGCAAUUUGCUAAUC
Strongylus vulgaris is the source of this 1385-nucleotide messenger RNA. The record is from the annotation of a GenBank genome assembly. Lineage: Eukaryota; Metazoa; Nematoda; Chromadorea; Rhabditida; Strongylidae.